GCAGCUGCAGGAUGAUUAGGGCGUCUCUUUGUCAACAGGUAGAUUUUGAAAGUGUAACUGAGGCAGGAUGUUUCUCCUUUCAAUCUUAAAUAACUCUCGUAUCAACAUUUUGUUAAUAUCUAAUAAUUAUAUAAAUCAUUUAUUCAGAAACUCCUGUGAACACAGCAAUGCUCAGCUGAAGAGAUGAAGUUAAUUUGUUUGACUUUGCUGAUUAUAAGCGGAAUUACAGAUUCAGUAUCAGAGCGGUAUGAAGUCAUGGGAUCUUCGGAUCCUGUGUUUGCUGUAGCUGGUGAAGAUGUGAUUCUGCCCUGUUCAGUCAAACCCAACAUCAGUGUUGUAGACAUGAGAGUGGAGUGGUUUAGAUCUGAUCAGAAAAACACACAACUAGUGCAUCUUUAUGAGGAUCAUGUAGACAGAAACACAGAUCAGAUUCAGUCCUACAGAGGGAGAACAAAACUGAUCCAUCCAGAACUACAGAGAGGAGAUGCAUCACUCAAACUCUCUUCAGUCCGAGUCUCUGAUGAAGGACUUUAUAAUUGUAGUAGGACAUCCUCCAGUGAUCACUGUAGAUGGGUUUGAUCAUUCAGGAGGGCUUCAUCUACAGUGUGAAUCUGAAGGCUGGUAUCCUGAACCUGAUCUUGAGUGGCUGGACAGUGAAGGAGUCAGUCUGAGUUCAGAAACUAAAGAGACACACAGAAAUACAGACAGAUUCAGUGUGAAACACACCACUACUGUACAUCACAGUGACGACAAGAUUCACUGCAGAGUCAAACUGAGACAUCACAUGCUGGAGACACUGAUUAUCAGCUCAAGUAAUAUGUUUAGUUCUUGGAGGACAUCAGUCAUCAUGAUUUCAGUGGCUGUUGUGCUCAGUGUGAUUGCUGGGAUACUGAUAGCUGUGUUUGCUCGUAAAAACAGAGAUUACGAUCAACUACAAAAUGAGCAGAGAAGACUACAACAUGAACUUGAUCAACAUUUACAACUUCUGAAGACAAUCAUACCUAAAGCUCUCACACAUUUAAGAACACACAAGGUGAAUGUGAUUCUGGAUGCUGAUACGGCUCAUCUGCGUCUCAUUGUGUCUGAUGAUGGGAAACAAGUGAGAUAUGGCAAAAACAGACAAACAGAAAGAGUGGAUGGAGGAAAAGACAGAUUUGAUGAUUAUCUUGGUGUUCUUGGGAAGGAUGGAUUCUCCUCAGGGUGUUUUUACUUUGAGGUGCAGGUGAAGGGACAAACUAGGUGGCAUUUAGGAGUCACCAGAGAAUCUGUUAGAAGGAAGGGGUUGAUCAAUCUGAGUCCUGAGGAUGGAUACUGGACUGUGGGUCUGUUUGGUGGGGAGUAUCGGGCUUAUGAGUCUUCAACUGUCUCUCUUUCUCUGAGUGUGAAUCCUCAGAGGGUUGGUGUGUUUGUGAAUUAUGAGAAGGGUCUCGUCUCCUUUUGUGAUGUGGAGUCCAUGUCUCAUAUCUCCUCUUUCACUAAUCAGUCUUUUCAUGAGAAACUCAAUCCAUUAGUUAGUUUGGGGUAUGGGAGGAAUGAAAACCCCACUCCACUGAUUAUCUGUGAUGAUUACUAAUGAGAUCAGUGACUGAAUUUACAUAAUUCACUGAAAUCAACCAAAAUACAAUUUAAACAGUGUAACAGCAAUAAAUAUUAAAUAUUAAUUGCACUUCCAGUCAAAAAUUUGGUCACACAACGGUGAUUUUAUGUUUUCUGUGAUCUUCUGUGAUUUUGUAAAUAAAUAUA
Messenger RNA from Carassius auratus (goldfish), 1743 nucleotides. Its product is annotated as erythroid membrane-associated protein-like. The transcript has 9 exons. Bases 485 to 1573 code for a protein of 362 amino acids. Gene Ontology annotation, molecular function: protein binding. The record is from RefSeq and is a predicted model, not a curated record. NCBI's taxonomy places the organism in Eukaryota, Metazoa, Chordata, Actinopteri, Cypriniformes, Cyprinidae.